Dipodomys ordii (Ord's kangaroo rat) is the source of this 1751-nucleotide messenger RNA. RefSeq names its product transforming growth factor beta 1 induced transcript 1 (gene Tgfb1i1). The transcript is spliced from 11 exons. The record is from RefSeq and is a predicted model, not a curated record. Bases 31 to 1410 code for a protein of 459 amino acids. NCBI's taxonomy places the organism in Eukaryota, Metazoa, Chordata, Mammalia, Rodentia, Heteromyidae.
GCCCCGCGCGCAGCCCGCCCGCGCCCCGCCAUGGAGGACCUGGAUGCUCUGCUCUCUGACCUGGAGACCACCACCUCACACAUGCCAAGGUCAGGGGCUCCAAAAGAGCGCCCCUCAGAGCCACUCACACCUCCCCCACCCUAUGGCCACCAGCCGCAGACAGGGUCUGGGGAAUCUUCGGGAACCUCUGGGGACAAGGACCAUCUAUACAGUACGGUAUGCAAGCCUCGGUCUCCAAAGCCUGCAGCCCCUGCGGCUCCUCCAUUCUCCUCUUCCAGUGGUGUCUUGGGCACUGGGCUCUGUGAGCUAGAUCGUUUGCUUCAGGAACUGAAUGCCACCCAGUUCAACAUUACAGAUGAAAUAAUGUCUCAGUUCCCAUCUAGCAAGGUGACGGCAGGGGAACAGAAGGAGGACCAAUCUGAAGACAAGAGCAGCCAUCCUCCCAGUCCAGCUCCUGUCCUCCCAAAGCCCUCGGCUACCUCGGCCACAAUGGAGCUGGAUAGACUGAUGGCCUCGCUCUCAGACUUCCGUGUCCAGAAUCACCUUCCAGCCUCUGGGCCAAGCCAGCCACCAGUGGUAAACUCCACAAAUGAGCGGUCGCCAUCUCCACCAGAGCAGACUGGCAAGGGCAGCCUAGAUACCAUGCUGGGGUUGCUGCAGUCCGACCUUAGCCGCCGUGGUGUUCCUACUCAGGCCAAGGGCCUCUGUGGCUCUUGCAAUAAACCUAUUGCUGGGCAAGUAGUGACAGCGUUGGGCCGUGCCUGGCACCCCGAGCACUUUGUUUGUGGUGGCUGUUCCAUGACCCUGGGAGGCAGCAGUUUCUUCGAGAAGGAUGGAGGCCCCUUCUGCCCUGAGUGCUACUUUGAGCGCUUCUCCCCACGAUGUGGUUUCUGCAACCAACCCAUCCGACAUAAAAUGGUUACCGCCCUGGGCACCCACUGGCAUCCAGAGCAUUUCUGCUGCGUCAGCUGCGGGGAGCCCUUUGGAGAUGAGGGUUUCCACGAGCGUGAGGGCCGCCCCUACUGUCGCCGGGACUUCCUGCAGCUCUUUGCCCCGCGCUGCCAGGGCUGCCAAGGCCCCAUUCUGGAUAACUAUAUCUCAGCGCUCAGCGCGCUCUGGCACCCAGACUGCUUCGUCUGCAGGGAAUGCUUCGCGCCUUUCUCCGGAGGCAGCUUUUUCGAGCACGAGGGUCGUCCGCUGUGCGAAAAUCAUUUCCACGCGCGGCGCGGUUCGCUGUGCGCCACGUGCGGCCUCCCGGUGACCGGCCGCUGCGUGUCGGCCCUGGGCCGCCGCUUCCACCCGGACCACUUCACCUGCACCUUCUGCCUGCGCGCGCUCACCAAGGGCUCCUUCCAGGAGCGCGCCGGCAAGCCCUACUGCCAGCCCUGCUUCCUCAAGCUCUUCGGCUGAUCGGCCCGACCCGUAUGCGCCAGCCUAUGGUCUUGGAGCUCGGGGCUGCAAGACUCACCCCGUGCUUUGUGCGGCCCACCCACUGGGGAGACGCUCCCCUCAGGUACUCCACGUUCUCCAAGGUCAAGUUCAGAAGAGGCCCCGUCCAUCCUGACCCUCACACUCCCCCCCCCAAAGUGAUCUUCCACAGAAGGGAGGUCCCACACGAUUCCCACCCUGGAGGGAGCCCUCCCACACAAUAAAAGAGGGGCCCCGCAAUUCAUUACAACUCAUCAGAGACCUGGCCAAGGAUGUCCCUACUGCCCGCUCCUGUUUUGUGCACUUUUUUUUUCUACAAACAU